Molecule: messenger RNA, 1971 nt
Organism: Ipomoea triloba (trilobed morning glory)
Lineage: Eukaryota; Viridiplantae; Streptophyta; Magnoliopsida; Solanales; Convolvulaceae
Exons: 10
Coding region: 274-1611 (445 amino acids)
Molecular function (GO): protein binding
Source: RefSeq, a predicted model, not a curated record
UCGUAACCGACUUGUAUUUCUACGGCAAACCUGUCACUUUCCUUCCCAUUUCUUAACAGGGACGACUCAUCCACGGAUAAACCCAACCCUAACUCCGAGGCUUUUUGCGAUCUGCUGGCCAGGAACUGCAAUUCCCUUUUCUCGCUACGCUAAUUUUGAUUACCUUCUUAUUUAUGGUGAUGUCCAAUUUCCCGAUUUCGUGAUCGAGAUCAACGGAGCUCGACCAUUUUCCCCUUAGCCCUCUCGAUUUGCUUUAAGGUUUGACAGUAAAUCAUGUCUAAUCAAGGGGAUGAUGCUGAUUACAUGGCCGAUGAGUAUGAAAUGGAGGAUGUAGAUGAUGAUAUGGAAGACGAGUUUCAUGGCAGAGAGAUGGGUGGCUCAGACUCUGAUGUGGAUGAGUUUGACUACAUGAACAAUAAAAUGCAAGAUACAUCUGCUGCUGAGGCCAGGAGAGGGAAAGACAUCCAAGGGAUUCCCUGGGAAAGGCUUAGCAUAACAAGAGAGAAAUACAGAAAGACUAGACUUGAACAGUAUAAGAACUAUGAAAACAUUCCUCAAUCUGGGGAUAUAUCAGAGAAAGAAUGCAAUGCUACGGAAAAAGGAAAUUUAUUUUAUGAGUUUAGACGCAAUUCAAGAUCUGUGAAAUCAACAAUUUUACAUUUCCAGUUGAGGAAUUUAGUCUGGGCAACGUCGAAACAUGAUGUCUAUCUAAUGUCGCAUUUCUCCGUUAUGCAUUGGUCUUCCUUGACUUUCGCCAAGAGCGAAGUUCUCAAUGUCUCAGGGCAUGUAGCACCGUCCGAGAAACAUCCUGGAAGCUUAUUGGAAGGAUUCACACAGACUCAAGUCAGCACUUUAGCAGUAAAAGAUAAUCUACUUGUUGCUGGUGGUUUUCAAGGAGAGCUUAUUUGCAAGUAUUUAGAUAGGCCUGGAGUUUGCUUUUGUUCCCGCACAACUUAUGAUGAUAAUGCCAUAACUAAUGCUGUUGAGAUACACACCACUCCCAGUGGUGCACUUCAUUUUAUUGCUUCAAAUAAUGAUUGUGGAGUCAGAGAUUUUGAUAUGGAGAAAUUUCAAUUGUCUAAGCAUUUCCGGUUUCCAUGGCCAGUGAAUCACACAGCCUUGAGCCCUGAUGGCAAGCUUCUUAUUAUAGUUGGGGAUAACCCAGAUGGUAUGCUGGUAGACUCUAGAAGUGGAAAGGUUGUUGCACCUCUGUGUGGACACUUGGACUUCUCGUUUGCAUCAUCGUGGCAUCCGGAUGGUUUUACAUUUGCUACCGGAAACCAGGACAAAACCUGUAGAGUUUGGGAUGUACGCAACUUGUCAAAGUCAUUGACUGCUUUGAAGGGUAACCUGGGAGCCAUUCGGUCUAUUCGCUACUCAUCGGAUGGAAGAUUCAUGGCCAUGGCAGAGCCUGCAGACUUCGUCCAUGUUUUUGAUGUGAAAAGCGGGUAUAGCAAGGAACAAGAAAUCGACUUCUUUGGGGAGAUAUCGGGGAUGUCAUUCAGUCCGGACACGGAGUCCCUUUUCAUUGGGGUUUGGGAUCGAACAUACGGUAGCCUUUUGGAGUUUGGACGGCGUCACAACUACUCAUACCUUGAUACCACCAUCUAAAACUCACUCCCAUUGGUGUGAAGCGUUUGAGUGUUCCGCCUAUUGGUGCAACUGUGUAAAGCAGUAGCCUAGUAAGCACCACUAGGGGAAUGAGGUGUAAAAUGUGUUAUGUUGUGCUAUGUUGGCUGGUCUUUCAAAUUGAUUGUGACAUUUGUCAUAAAUGUAGAAUGGAGGAAUGAAUAUGUAUAGAAGGCUAGGGAAACUCCAGUCAGUGAUAUGGACAUGAACAAAACAAGUAGAGUGAGGGGGGGGCUGGGAAUGGGACUGGGAUUUCUCACUUUGUUUCUGGGACUCCAAAACCUUUCUUCAGAGUGACUCUGCAUUUAUAUCAAUAACUCAACCAUUUUACGAUUUGCAUUA